AUUUCCUUGCAGGAUCACUGUUCCAUAUUCUGGACCUCCAACUAACAUGAAAUGUCUACAUAUUGCAACCCAAUAUUCGUUGCUUUUGUCUUGCCUUUGCUUGCUUAAGUUUUGUUCGGAACUUACUUGUGACAUUCGUUUCUGCGCUGCUAUCUUUCGGUCUAUGUUUAGCUUUAUUGAAAAUACCUCACUACGAAUACCUGGGAGUUUUCUUUUUCAUUGUUCAGCCAAGCUGAAGGGACCUAUGUAACUAUUUGUCGGGUAUUUCUAAGCUGUUGACUUUAACAGACCUCCAUAUCUUCUCACGCUCCUUUCCUCUUUUUCUCUCCUUGUUUUCAUUUUACACAUCGACAUAAAACCACAAUUAUAUUUCCUUGAUACACACACUAUAUUAUAGCCAGCCUCCACAAAGUCAUAAAAAUGACUCGCUCAACAUUUAUAUUCGGACUUGGAUCAAUUAUCCUUGGUCAAUUAACAACUUCUUUAGCGCAAGUUGUAACUGACGUAGUAUCAAUUACAGAUACAGCAACCAUUACCUCUUGCGCUGAUACAGUGACAAAUUGUCCAGCAAGAAAAACCAGUGCCAGUGUUGCAUCUGAUGUAACGUCUCAGGAAUCCAUUCCAAGUAUAGCUUCAGACGUCGCAUCCACAACACCUAAACCAUCAAGUUGGGUAGCAUCUUCAACUCCAGCAGUAGUAGAACCCUUAACCGUAACCGUCACCCAAACUGUACCCGGAGACUGCCGUGCAUCUCCCAGCUCCGAAGCAUCUCCCUCUACAUCAACAAAUGCCAUAUGGUGGCCCCCAGCAUCAGGUAUUUCUAUCCACACCCUUUUCUAAAGAAUCCACUAAACCUCUAUAGUUAUCUCAUCCACACCUUUAAGCAUAGUAUCAUCCACACAAGCAUACAUAGCAGCAUCAUCGAGCUGGGCCAAUACAGCAGCAUCAUCUAGCUGGAGCAACACAGCAGUAUUGGAAACCGGUCUAAAAUCCUCCACAAAAUACACAUGGGGAACAGGCAUCACAUCCGCAAGUAUCCCAACAUAUGCUUCAGACAUUGCCGCAUCAGCUACCCCAACAUAUGCUUCAAAUAUUGCCGCAUCAGCUACCCUUACAACUUAUUCGUACCACACCACCGAGACUAAAACCAGUGGUUCCACGACCUGGACCACUACCACGGGAUGGACUACCAUCUCUACAUGCGACGCCAGCACCGGUACUGGCACUGGCUACGGCUCAGGAUCAAUCUAUGCAACCGGCAGCAACAAUAACUACGGCACAGGCAUCCUAACAGGCCCCUACCAAAACUCCACCCAAACACAAACAGAAACAGGAACCGCAGCAAUGGACUCCUCCCCAACCACCACAGAUGAAAACCCAAUAACCAUAUCCAUAUCCAGUAGCAGCGCCCUAACCUCUCCAUCUCCACCCCCAUCUUCAUCAUCGGAAUCUCCCUCUCAAUCCACACUCAUCAUAGCACCACCCUCUACCCUCUCCAGUACCAACGGAAUGGGCAUCGCAGCUACGGGUAUUAAUUCCACGACGGGGGCGCAGCAAACUACGCUCUCGGCUGAUUCGGGGAGAUUGCGUGUUUCGUUUUUGUUUUUGUUUUGGAUGGGUAAUUUGAGUUUGAUGUGGGGUGGAUUGGGGUUGGUGGGUUUGUUAUGGGGGGGGAGUUUGAUGUGAUGUUUUGGUUUUUAAUUUGAGAAGAGAGAGGAGAGGAGUUUGGGGGUGGGUUUGAAUGCUUUUGAGGGGAAAGAAGGGAGGAGGAAAAAUAACUUAUGUAGGAAUGAAUAUGUGGAAUUAAGAUAAUGGGAUUAAUGGGAUUGACUAGAUAGAUAUAUAUCUAUCUUCCUUCCAUUCAUGAUUUAGCUGA
Messenger RNA from Sclerotinia trifoliorum, 1876 nucleotides. Lineage: Eukaryota; Fungi; Ascomycota; Leotiomycetes; Helotiales; Sclerotiniaceae. The record is from the annotation of a GenBank genome assembly.